CAUCCGCUGAAGAUUUUUCGACUUAAAGAUUAAAAACAUUCUUAUUUAUUAAAAUACUAAGCAGCAAUAUUUACUACUCAAAAAUUAAAAAUGUUGGAUCCUAAAUUUCUAUAUCUUCCCUACAUAGCUCAAGAAGAAAAAGAUGUCUAUGAAACUGAAGAUAUUCCACCAACAGAAUCAGAAUAUUACGAAGAAGAAAACGAAUCUGAAUCGAUUGAAAAAAGUGUAUUAAACACUGAAGAUGCCUAUAACAAGUUUAAAGGAAAAUACUUAAUCGGGAAUGUUGAUUUUUCUGACAAUAUUGGGAAAGGCCGAUUUAGUGUGAAAGGCUACAAUGCAGUGUCUGGUGUUUGGGAAAUAACUGGCAAUGGUGAAAAAGAAAAUCCAAUACAAAAAUGUCAACGAUUACAAUGCGAAAUGAGUGAAUUAAUGGAUGAAAUUACUGCAUUGCAGAACAGCAAAAAUGUUUCAAAAGAAGAACGUGAAGUUUAUGAUGGUGUGUCAAAAGUAGUUGUGACAGCCAAAAAAGUUCUUGAUAGUUUACGACUUGAGCAAGUGCUUGGAAAGGAAACAACCGUUUCAUCUUCAGAAAAACAAGUAAAAAAUUUAAUCUCCCAGGUUGAAGAAUAUAAAAAAGGUGUGCCAGUGACUGCAGCUGAAUUGAUGAAACUUAAUUCUCAAACUGAACUUUCAUUUACAACAAGAAUUGCUGAAUUAGAGCACAAAUUACAUCAUUUGGAGCAAACUCUUGGAGCUAAAACUGAUAAGAUUUCUCGUUUAAAUAGUUCUUUAGGGACGAAGAAUCUCCUAGAAGCUGUUCAACAGCUCUCAACAAAAUCAGCAUUGUUGCAACCAAAUCAGCUCGAUGUGAUUGAACAACGAUUGACUAAUUUGGCAACUAAAAUGGAUCAAUUCAAUGAUAAAGCAAGUGGAACGGCUGGUUCUGAUCCUGUUCGAGAUCAAAAAAUUGUUGAACUUUAUGAAUUGGCAAAAUCAAGUGAGCCUGUAACAAAAGUUCUCCCUGAUAUAUUAGAACGAAUGAAAACUUUAGAAACUCUGCAUUCUUAUGCCCACAUUGUCAACCUGUGCAUUCUAUCUGCGAAAAUGUUUGUUCGUCUUAUUUUAGUUUUGUUUUCAAUCAAUUUCAUCUUUUGUGCUCAACUCGAGUUAUCAAAUGAUGAUACUGUCAUAGAAGCUAUUAGAGAAAACAAAAAUAUUAUUGUGCUAUUUACUAGGAAAUGUAGUCCUUGUAGAUAUGAGCAAAGUUUAGCUUCUAUUCGUGAUGAAUUUAAAUCAUCUUUUGAUGGAAAUAUUCUAAGACUGGAUUCAUCGCAAUUACAGCGAGUUUAUGAUAUGCAAAGGAAAGACUCCUCUUUAGUCUUCGUCAGAAAAGGUGUUGGCUUACUAUAUGAAGGAGAUGACUCAGCGGAUGACAUCUAUGAUUAUAUUAGUGAACAUCGGGAACCAAUUGUUAAAGAACUUGAUGAUAGAAAUUUCGAGCAUCUGACACAAGCUUCGACAGGUUCAACAACAGGCGAUUGGCUGAUUCAGUUUUAUGAUAACCAAUGCAUCGACUGUAGCCGUCUCUCAGCAAUUUGGGAGACUGUCGGCGCAAAAUUAAAAUCUCGUAUGAAUGUUGCUCGCGUGAACCGAGGAACGAUAGGAGCUAUAACUGCAAAGCGAUUCAAGAUUACCAACGCUCCAGAGUUUAUCCUUUUGCGUCCAGGAAAAUUCUAUCGCUAUAACCUGAGAAACUAUGAAAUUGAAUCUUUUGUGAACUUUGCAACUACUUGGUAUAAUCGAUUAACACCUGAAAAAGUGAAACCAUUAGCCACACCUUUUGAAAAACUCGUCAAUCUUGUCGUGGAUCAGUUGAAAAACUUACCGAAAUUUGAUGAUUUCUUUGCAGAGAGUAGUUCUUUAAUUAUAUUUAUACCUGGUUGUCUUUUAUUAUUGUUUGCAUUAUUUUUCAUUCUCAAAAAUCGAGGAACUAAAAAUGUAUCAUCCAAAACAACGAAUAGUAAGCAGAAAGAAGUUUCAACAAAAAAAGCUGCAAAGAAAGAUUAAUAAAAAGUUCAUUUCCAAUUAAACAUUCUAUUUCUUUACGUUUAUUUCAAACUUAAGAUGGAUAAACUAAGAUAAAAUCUAUUAACAAAUAUUUAGUGUUUCAGAAAUUUGCUUGUCGUUAAUAAUAAUUAUAAAAUGUACUAAAAUGAUUUCCUUUACAUAAACAUUAACUAGCACAGAUUUGGCCAUCAAAUUAAUCAGUGCAAUUUAUUUUAAAC
This is a messenger RNA of Clunio marinus, 2285 nucleotides long. The record is from the annotation of a GenBank genome assembly. Lineage: Eukaryota; Metazoa; Arthropoda; Insecta; Diptera; Chironomidae.